Drosophila elegans is the source of this 1466-nucleotide messenger RNA. RefSeq names its product sulfide:quinone oxidoreductase, mitochondrial (gene Sqor). The transcript is spliced from 7 exons. The record is from RefSeq and is a predicted model, not a curated record. NCBI's taxonomy places the organism in Eukaryota, Metazoa, Arthropoda, Insecta, Diptera, Drosophilidae. The coding region runs from base 85 to 1455 and encodes 456 amino acids. Gene Ontology annotation, cellular component: mitochondrion. Gene Ontology annotation, molecular function: FAD binding; sulfide:quinone oxidoreductase activity.
UUUCUGCACCAGUCGUCUAUCGGUUGUAGCCACAUACAGUUCGAUAUUUGCUAACCAAUUUUAAGAGGAGACCGAAGAUCAACAAUGAACCGUCGACUUCCAGAAGCUUUAAACCAGUGCCAGAGGUUCCUCUUUGCAGUAAACAGCCAUGCAAAACCGGCCUUUUCCGCUAGAUUUCUUUCAACAUCGCGGGUGAACCACGAGCGGCAAGAAUGUCAAGUUCUGGUUGUGGGCGGCGGAACUGGCGGCUGUGCCAUGGCCGCCAAGUUGUCCUCGCGUCUUGGCAGCAACAAGGUGAUCGUCUUGGAACCCGAAGAAAAACACUACUAUCAGCCCAUGUUCACUCUAAUUGGAGGUGGAAUGAAGCGACUGGACCAAAGUCACAGGCAAAUGUCGGAUGUCUUGCCCAAAAAAGCCAAAUGGGUGAAAGAAAAGGCCGUGGAAUUCGAUCCGGAUAAUAAUACGGUUAGCACAUCCGGCGGUAAGACGAUCAAGUACGAUUUCCUUGUUAUUGCCACAGGAAUGCAGCUAAGAUAUGAAAAGAUCCCUGGACUUGUAGAGGCCCUGGAGACCCCGGAUAGCAAUGUUUGUUCCAUAUAUUCGCCCAAGUACGUGGAUCACGUGUACGAGUGUCUGCGUAGGACAUACAAGGGAAAUGUGAUCUUUACCUUUCCCCAUUGUCCCAUCAAAUGUGCAGGUGCACCUCAGAAAAUCGCCUAUAUAUCGGACCACUACUUCAGGAAGUUGGGUCGCCGCGAAAACGUCAAUAUUAUUUACAACACAUCUCUUCCUGUGAUUUUUGGCGUAAAGCAUUACGCGGAUGCCUUGAUGAAACUGGUCAAGAGGCGAAAUAUUACGCUCAAUGUAAGCAGAAAUCUCGUAGAGGUCAGACACGGCGACAAUAUAGCUGUCUUUGAGGACCUCACAAAACCCGGAGAGUUCUAUGAGGAAACGUACUCCAUGCUCCAUGUGACGCCACCGAUGACCGCUCCGGAUGUGGUAGCCAAUUGCAAGCAGCUGGUCACCCCCACCGGAUUCGUGGACGUGGACCAGGCGACGAUGCAGCACACCAAGUACAGCAACGUGUUCUCCAUCGGCGAUUCGGCAAGCUCCCCCAACUCAAAAACGGCGGCGGCGGCAGCUGCACAGUCACCGGUGGUUUUUAGGAACCUGAUGGCCGCGAUCGAGGGCAAGAAUCCCACGGACCUCUACGACGGGUACUCCUCCUGUCCCAUCGUCACCGGAUACAGCUCCUGCAUUCUAGCGGAAUUUGAUUAUACACUUACGCCCGUGGAAACAUUCCCUGUGGAUCAGAGCAAGGAGAGGUAUUCGAUGUUUUUCAUGAAGAAGGAACUGAUGCCGGUGCUCUACUGGAAGCUCAUGAUGAAGGGUUAUUGGAAUGGACCGGCACUCAUGCGAAAAAUGUUCUCCGUUCUUAAAUUUAAUAAAAAGUAAUAUUAACCUUA